CGUGUUUCCCUGUGGCGCACACACAAGCAGGAGGAGGAGAAAGAGGAGGAGGAAACGUGGGUCCCUUUGCAGGCCUGGCCUGGCGGCCUCCACCCCACCGUCACCCUGGCGCUGCAUUGCUUAGACGGGGUCUUCCUGUCUCCCAUGGAGAAUGACUUCGUCAACAAGAUCGUUGAGGAGCUGGACCACUUCUUGCUUCAAAACCAGCUGGAGAAGGUCCUGUUGUUUCCUCCCUUGUCCAGUCGCCUUCGGUACCUGAUCCACCGGACCGUUGACGAUGUCGACCAUCUGAGCAGCUUCUCUGUGGGAGAAGGAUGGAGGCGGAGGACGGUGGUCUGCCACUCGGCCAUAAGGUUACCAGAUGAGCCGGAGGACCAAGAUGGCUCGCGUGGAAGCACCUCCACCUCAAAUCACCCUCCCUAUUCAAAGAACAGAGGUGGCAGGUCAAGAGGAGGCCCGAGGGGAGGCCCACGAAACGUGGAAGCCCUGGCCGAUGGCUCUCAGAUGCGGAGGGGAAGUGGCCGUGGAAGGAGGCAGCCCCGGAGGAAGCCGGACCGAGCUCUGUACAUCCCCAGGGCCAUGAGGAAGAAUCCCGAGGGCUUGCAAAAGGAAGAUCUUCCUGAAAUACCUGGAAGUGAGUUGAGCGGCUUUGGAACGACUGAGUAUGACAUUCAGAGAUCAAACGUGAUUAACGUCAACGAGGCCAACAAGUUACCCGGUCCUGAUGUGGAACAUGGAGAGGUUGAAAGCCCCCAACAGAUGUCAACAACGACUACAGAGUCUGAUAUGAAGUGUGACAAAGAAGAACUUGCAGAGUGUGCAAGUUCUUCUCUGCUGGAAAGUCCACCCAGUCUGCUGGAAGAUGUCACCCAGCCUCAUGAUGAGCCAGCUUCCUUGACCUCAGAAGCCAGCCAAACCUUGGAUACAACAGAGAGCGCAUCUGCAAGUGACAGGGAUGCUGUAGUACUUGAGUGCUGUGAAGAUUCAGGCUUCCAAGAAGUCCAGAAAGAGGAGAGUGCUGCCAAUGUCGUCCCGAGAGAAACCGGGCAGCCACCAUCGCUGGGAGAAGAAGACAGCCCACUUCCAGAGACCACUGUUGUGGAGCUGAGCAUGAAAAUAUCAAUUCUGGAAGACGAGGGAAAGCGCAGUCCAGAUUCCUCUGUUUUGGAAAGUGACACCUUCCCAUCCCUGCCAGAAGACUGUGAGGAGCGUGUUAGCGAUACCGCGUCGCCAAAUCCAUGCGACGUGGAAGAUACAACCCGUUCUCAUUCCAGUGGAGUGGAAGAGACCAAGGUGCCACCAUCUCUGGAUGAAGGUGCAACAGAUGACGCUGUGCCGGAAGCGCCAGCCUUGGGGACCCCAGCGAAAGACUGCCCUGAUGCCUCUGUGUUUCCGUGUAGGCAGACUGUAGAGUCUUGUAGAGACAUUGGGGAUCAAAACAGAACUGGUUUUCCUGGGUGGACACCUUCCCUCGGACAGAGAGGCUGCAAAGAUCCGCCUGUGCCGGACUCUCAGGCCUCACCUUACCUAAAUACCUCUGUUUGUGAGAAGGGCAAAGGCGGCUGGGUUCUUGAAAACCAGCAGAGAGACACACUUGACCUGGGAGGACAUCGGUGGCCUGGGCUGGAAUUGUCUUCUGGGGACAGAGGCCUCGGGAGCUCCGUGGUGGAAGAAAAGGACAGCGGCGUCUUUGAGGAGGACUGCGGCGCCGAGCUCUUGCAAGAGAUCACAAAUUAUUUGACCAUAAAGGACAUAAGCAUUGAAAAAAUCCAGUUUGAUUAUUCUAGCUAUGGGGAGGCCCAGAUCAACGAAGGGGAUUUUGGACAUGUGCUCGAGAUCUAUGAUUUUUCUCCCUCACUAAAAACGGAGCACCUCCUGGAGGUAUUUGCAGAGUUUCAAGAGAGUGGAUUUAAGCUGCAGUGGGUCGAUGACACUCAUGCUCUCGGUAUCUUCUCCAGUUUGGCAACAGCAUCUGAAGCACUGGAACAGAGUUAUACCUCCUUAAAGGUCCGGCCUCUGAUCCAUGGUACGAGACAGUCCAAAAUCAAAGCACUUCAGCGGCCAAAGCUCCUGCAACUGGCCAAAGAGCGGCCUCAGACAGAUACCGCGGUGGCCAGAAGGCUGGUGUCCAGAGCCCUGGGAUUGCCACGGAAAACGCCACAGGACCUUCCUUGCCAAUCGCCGGAGCCACAGAACGCAAAACCGGCAGAGUAAAGCUAGCUACAUGGGGCGAUGACGACGAUGUUUGGGGUGUGGUAUUAAACCAUGUAUACCAACAGUGUGAUGGUGGCAGGUCUCCUCUCUGCCUAUUGGAUAGCCCUCGUGGGUUUGUUUUUUGGGUUUGUUUUUCAGCACAGAAAUACUGGUUGUGUUAGAAACGAGAAAUGUCUCGUGUUGGUGAGACUUCAUGGCGAGUUCCACAAACCCCCACAUGUUUGGAAAACCAUGUCAAAUGGGACCACGGCAUAAGAAACUGCCACCCCCUUUUUUAUUUUGCAAUAUGGCCAGUGCAUAUUUACAUUCGCGUGUAUGUGACCAGGUUGGUUUUAUUUUUAUUUUGUUUGCAAAACGGCUCGGAAAAGUUGGCAAGACUUGGAACGGACAUUCCGAGCCCGAAGAUGGUAAAUAUUCCCAGUCCAGUAGGAUAACUUUUGUGCUUUCCUUUCUUUCUCCUCCCUGUGCGUCUCGAGCGGAGCUGAGGGAUGUUCAUUCCAGCCAGAAAGAACUAGAAAGGAAGAGAGUGGUCAACUCCUUCAAUGCCCUCACCAAGCUCAGAUUUCGGAUGCACUUAAGAUUGAGAUACAAAUCACAAUACCCAGGAAUUGUUUUUGGAAGUGGUUGGGAACUCUGGAAACUGGAUGGUGGGAAAAAGUCAGUAGUGUCUUAAUGUCAGACUGUAGGAUCCAAAUAGCAAUAUUAAAUAACCGCUCACAAGCCGGUUUUGCUUUGAAAUGGAUAUAUUGCUUGUAUCUCCACAACAAAGAAAGACAUGACUGACUUUUUCCCACCACCUUUCCUGCCCAUCUCGCCAUCUUUUCAGUUUCCUUAUUAGAACUUGUUUCUUCACAAGUUCCAUCACAUGGUUUCCAGUGCCCUGAUUCAAUCAGGAUGUCACAGAGGGAAUUGUGAUGCCUUCAUACUGUCAGAAAUCGACUCCAAACAACCAGAAAGUAAACAAAGAACGAAGGAGCCUUCUCUCCUUUUUUUCUCCCCUUGGAAAAGGUAAUGUGUUGAAGAUAGAGGUUGAAAUUCCCUUGAAGACUUUUGUUUUGAUAGAAUGACAAUAGUUAUUGUUGUAUUAUCUAUGGUCUUUUUUGCGCCAUGGGUUUUGCUAAGUUAAGGCAGCAGCUGCCAGGCAGUCCUUAGGCACAACUGUCCCUUGUGAUGUGGACCAGUUUGCCAUCUUCACAACCUGCAUAAACAUUUGGGUUACCACCUGCCAGCUGUAAAGGGUUUCCAUAUACUUCUUGCCUGGGAUUCUGGCCUCAUGUAGCUCAAAUUUGCAAAUAAAUACCCCAAAGUGCACCAUCCUUGCACCAAAGGAUGGUCAGCCUCUCCAUUCCCUUAGGAAUGUGACAAACCAUAAAUGACAAAACAAUGACAAUGUUUGCAGCAGUUCAAUGCCUUCUUUACUCAAAGUUUGUUAAGGAGUUUCCCCCCCCCCCUCUGGUUUUGGUGUUUUGCAUUAAAACGGUUAACACAAA
Anolis sagrei ordinatus is the source of this 3704-nucleotide messenger RNA. RefSeq names its product R3H domain and coiled-coil containing 1 (gene R3HCC1). The record is from RefSeq and is a predicted model, not a curated record. Gene Ontology annotation, molecular function: nucleic acid binding. Lineage: Eukaryota; Metazoa; Chordata; Lepidosauria; Squamata; Anolidae.